Messenger RNA from Eleginops maclovinus (Patagonian blennie), 613 nucleotides. RefSeq names its product kelch-like protein 20. The transcript is spliced from 4 exons. Gene Ontology annotation, molecular function: protein binding. Bases 116 to 613 code for a protein of 165 amino acids. The record is from RefSeq and is a predicted model, not a curated record. NCBI's taxonomy places the organism in Eukaryota, Metazoa, Chordata, Actinopteri, Perciformes, Eleginopidae.
CAAAGACGUGGUUUGAUUUGAGUUAUGCAAUAGAAUGAUUUUGAAAGUCAGUCCACUUUGUUAAAUAGGUCUUGCUGACCUUAUUUUGUUUAAUUGUUCCAGGUACGAUCCGAGAAUGAACACAUGGACCAAGCAGGCAGCGAUGCUGAGCAGACGCAGCGGGGCCGUGGCUGCUGUGCUGCAGGGUCAGCUGUAUGUGAUGGGAGGCAAUGACGGGGUGAUGGCUCUGAACUCAGUGGAGCGAUACAACCCUGUAGACGGUACCUGGUCGAUAUGCGCCCACAUGCUGAGUCCCAGGGAGAACGCGGGCUGCGCCGUGUACUUGGGACACAUCUACGUGGCUGGAGGCAGAGACGAGCUCAACCUGGAGCUCUGCGGAGUGGAGAGGUUUGACCCAGACAGCAUGAGGUGGACUCCUGUCAAACGCAUGAGGAGCAAGAGGGACAAUAUGUCCCUUGUAGUGUUCAAUGGAGCCUUGAUGGCUGUUGGAGGUUCUGAUGGUGUCAUCAAUCUGAAAACAAUAGAAGUGUACUGUCAUGUAACCAACACAUGGAGACACUUUGGAAGCAUGAAGAGCAAGCAUCCAGGAGGCAGAGUGGCUGUGCUGUGCUGA